GCCUAGCUAUGUGCUGUGUGCCUGCAUUUCAGGCAUUUUCCCAAGACAUUUAUCGUAAAUCACCCAGUUCAUCCUGGUCGUCAGCUGACCACAGUUUAUCAUUAAUGGUGAUAAUAAGUCCUGAUUGGUGGAAUAUUAACUGGGCUAGUUACCUUGUUGCUACAUAUAUAAGGGUGAGGAGUGUAUGGAUUUUCACCUGAUGGUCUGCAGACACAAUGCGUGGAAUGGAAGCAUCGUCUACUUUGUUGCUCCUUUUGUCAUCAUUUCUACAGAUUUCUUUAUGCGGAAUCAUUACGCAGUUAAACCCAGAAACAAUCAGGGAGGAAAACAUCAUGGAUGUGGUUGUCGAACAUAAACGCUACAAUGUAACGGUUGUUUUACACUCAGAUACAGAACCCGUGUUUAGAGAGAAUGUACAUGUGGAACAUUGCAAAGGAUUAAGGGAGGAAUUGGAAGAUAAGAUAAAUGAACUACACGACCAAAGUCGAGUGAACUCCGUACUAGCAAUAAGGAUAGCAGAACUGCAGUCUGCUUUAAGACAGAGAAACCAAGACUCCACAUUUCAGGUUUCUGUUCUCCAGCAGAAACUGCAGGAAGCCAUAAAAAAACUGGACACAAAGAUGGCCAACAUUCAUAAUAAGGGUGUAACUACAAUUGAAGUGCACAACUUUGCAGUAUUUCUACAGCAAUGGGUCAUCAACCAGACUACUGGUCAGAUCACUUUACUUCAGAAUGAACAGGAGCAGAUGAUAAGCAAACUGGAUGAGGAGGCCGACAACGCAAAUAAACUGAUUCUACAGAUUCUUGCACUUAAGACCCGACUGGCCCAGAUCCAGUCCGAAACAUCACCUGAGAAGACCGAUUUGCUACAAGAACUGAAAACAAAAUUUGAACAGCUGAAGACCAAGUGCAGUGAACUUGAGUUAAAUCACACCCUGUAUUUGCAGAUAGUGGAUCUGCAGAGCAGAAUAUGGGACUUUGAGACAAAAACCCCCGAUGAAGUGAUUUCAAGAAUGCUAUCAGACACUUUAAAUCAACUGGAAGACAAAAUGCAUCAGCUGAACGGUGACCGCGAUGAUGAUACAAAUCUGGUUCUGAAGAUAUACUUCCUGCAAAGUAUUGUGAGAGAGCUGCAAAGACAGUCCGUAAACCCGUCAAAACCUGGCGAGGAUGCUGGACUUGAGAAGAAGCUCACAGACAAGAAGAAGGAACUUGAGGAGGCUCUGAUGCAACUGAAACGCAGAGAUGGCAGAAACUCUGAAAUGCUUGUGAAAAUUGUUGGAUUGCAGAAAAUGUUAUCAGACCUACAUUUAGAAUCUCAAAAUUCAAAUGCCACUGCGCACAUUGCUGGACUGCAGAAGCAACUGAAUGUUAUGAGUGAGAGAAACUUGCAGCUACAGACUAAAUACAACGAGCUUCUUAGGGAACUGCAGCAGAAGGGUGAUCUACUGACCAAAAGUUAUUCUAAAAAUGCAGAACUGGUUUCAAGGGUAACUGAGCUCGAAACUCAGCUGGAAAGCGCUUCACACGAGAAGUCUGCUCAGAUUACUAUGCUUCAGAACAAACUGGAGGACUCAAUUGCCAACCUGAAUGAGAAGGCCAAUGACAACAGUAAACUAAUUCUGCAGAUACUUACGCUACAGACGGAGGUGAGGGAGAUGCAGCAGGGCUCAUCCUCCCAGAUUGCAGAUUUACAGUUUCAACUGCAAGAGAAGACUCGAAAACUACGGCAGACAUCCGAAAAACUGGAAAUCAAUAUGGAUUUAAACUCUAAACUAGUUCUGCAGAUACUGGAGCUGCAGGGUAUCAUAUGGGACCUCGAAAGAGGAGUCAGUAACACAACGGGCCCCUCCCAAAUAGCCGACCUACUGCGCUUACUUGAGAGCAAGAUUAGCCAGCUGGAAAACACCACCACCGAUGAGUCUAAAACAGUCCUGAAGAUUUUUACCCUGCAGAGUGUCAUCAGAGAGCUACGCAGGGAGGCCUCCAACGUAACUGUCCCAGACCAGGUUAUCGAAGUUCAGAUGAGACUAGAACAGAAGACCAAAGAUCUUGAGGGGGCUCUGGUACAACUGAAUGCCAAAAAAGAUGAGAAUUCCCAGCUGCUAGCAAAAAUUGUUCAGCUGCAGGAUAAGGUGUCUGAGGUCAAGGCCUCCAAUCAGACGGCUUCUAUCCUGAUUUCUGGAAUGAGAAAGAAACUGAGAGACGUAGACGAAAAGUACGCCAGACUACAGAAAAGCUACAGCGACCUGCAGAAACAGUUCCGUACUAAAGAGGAAGCCUAUGAGCAGCUGAAAACAACACACGCGGAACUUCUAAAGAAGCUGAACGGAGGAACUGAGAUCAACUCCAAACUCCAGAGACAGCUGGACGAUAAGGAUGAAGAAUAUUCCAUCUUGAAGAUAAAAUACGAUGAACUGCGGAAACAAUUAAAAGAGAAGAAUGAAAACUGCUCUAGACUUCAGUCGGAAUAUAACGAAUUAAAAGACCAUCUGGAUGCAAGGAAGGUGGAGGAACUCCGGCUGCAGGAGAACUACUUUGACCUGAAGAAACAAUUGACUGAAAAGGAAACAGAAUAUUCCAGACUCAAGAGCAAAUAUGAGGAUUUGCAGAAUCAGCUGAGUGAAAAGACGAGCGAUUUCAACAAACUGCAGAAUACAGUCAGUGACAUGCGAAAGGAGCUAAAUGAAGAGAACGAUUUCAAAAUCAAGACAGAUGACUUUUCAAUGGACCCUAGCACAGCACAUCCGAAAAUCAUCCUUUCCUCGAAUAACAGAGUCGUGGUGGUGGGAAGUGUUAGGCAAAAAAUCCCCGACAGUGCGCAGAGGUUUGACGUAAUCAUGGCUGUGCUGGGGAAGCAGGGCUUCGCCUCCGGGCGGCACUAUUGGGAGAUUCACGUGGGCCAGCGGAGCUGCUACGGCGUGGGUGUGGCUUUAGGCUCCGCCCAGAGGCAAGGCAGCGUCUCCCUCAAUCCCAACAAUGGCUACUGGGGCAUCAUAAAAAAUCGGCGGGACCAAGUUUUUGCGAUGGCUACUCCGCGCGUCCCCCUGAACCUGCGCACCCUGCCGCACAGCGUAGGGGUGCUGCUGGAUUACAAGAAGGGCCAGCUGUCAUUUUACAACUCCGACACCAGGUCCCACAUCUACACCUUCACCGGCAACGCCUUCAAUGGCAAACUCUUUCCUUUCAUUCUCUCUUGUGAGGACGGAGCAGAAGAUGACGGGCCAAUCAUCUUGUCUCCUGCCCCUGAGGAUGUCUCCUGGCUGGAGUAACUCAGCGAAAAAUCUGCAAAAAGCCUGUCCUGAAUCACUUUACUUUUCUUUCUGAUAUGAGGCUAACUGUUAGCAAUGGAAAACUCUAUAUACCAGAGUCACUUUAGACCACAAUAACUUUCUUCUUUUUCUAUCCAUGACAGAUCAAAGGCUUUCAUAUGCAUGUGAUCUUUUUAUUUGUAGAUUUAUUUUAUUUGAAAGUAUUUGAAAUCGUUGUUUUUCCCUUCAGGAAGCUGACAUAAUUGUAUACCUCCAAUUUCUUAAUAAACCAGUAAAUAUACAAAA
Molecule: messenger RNA, 3557 nt
Organism: Brienomyrus brachyistius
Lineage: Eukaryota; Metazoa; Chordata; Actinopteri; Osteoglossiformes; Mormyridae
Product: putative leucine-rich repeat-containing protein DDB_G0290503
Exons: 36
Coding region: 216-3272 (1018 amino acids)
Molecular function (GO): protein binding
Source: RefSeq, a predicted model, not a curated record